AUGCAGCCAAACAAUACAAGAACUUAUGCCGAACCAUUCACACCAGUUAGUGAUAAGGAAGAUGGAAAUAUUGCCCUUGCUGUCAAAGCUCUAAAUGCAAGGAUCAACAGAUUAUCCGUUUCAUUAAGUAUCGCAAACUCAACUUUAGAGUCCAUUGCCUACAAUACAGAGAACUCUACAGCAAAACUAAACGCUUUCGACCUUAAAUACCUCAUUUCGAACUUAGAAAUUACUCAAGAUCAGAUUAAAUCUGAAAUCAUUAGUAAAUUAGAAGAAACUAAAGCUAUAAAUGAUCAAAUUGGAUCAAUGAAAAGCGAAUCUACCCUAUUAAAAUGCCAAGAAACUGAUAUUUUAAGCGAAUCAAAAAAUACUAUGAAAAAUAUUGAUGAAAUUAGUAAAUCAAUUGACAAAACAAAAGCCAAGAUCUUUGAUACUAGACUACAUAUCGAUAUGGGCAUAAGCAGGCUCAAUUCAAACCAAAAUUUUCUAAAUGAUUUGCAAAAUCACUGCAAUGAACUAAAAUCAAACAGAGGUGCAUUAUUAUAUGCAAUUGAUGAUGUAAAUGAAUCAUUAUCAAGGUAUAAAACAGAAAAACAGAAGAUCUACAGCUUAAUUACUGCAAAAAAACUUUUGACGAUAAAACUACCAGAAAAAUACCAAAAUAAUCGUAUUGAAAUCGAUUUCACUCAAAAUGAAACGAUAAAAAAUGAAAUUAGCGAAAUCAAAGGAAGAAUCAAAGAAUUGAAAUGGAAACUUGGUCGUAUUGAAAGGGAAAACAAUGAUUUGUCUGAAAGUAGUCUUCAGAUAUCAUUUGAUGAAGAAAACAAAAAGAAAUCUGAUUUGGAAAAUGAUAUCGAAGAAAAGAAGAGGAAAAUAGAAGAAAUGUCUCAUGAAAUAGAUUCUAUACAUGAAAGGAUAAUCUCCAAAGAGUUAAAAUUCAAAAGAAUCAAAGAAGAAAAUAUCGAAAUUAAUAAAAAGAAUUUGAAGACAUUUGAUGAGACAAUAAAUGCAUUAGAUGAAGAACAGAAGGUAUUGGAACAAGAGAUCAAUGAUCUUGAAAAAAGGAAGAAAUAUAAAAGGAAAAGAGUGUAUAACUUCUAA
Messenger RNA from Trichomonas vaginalis G3, 1101 nucleotides. RefSeq lists its product as uncharacterized. The coding region runs from base 1 to 1101 and encodes 366 amino acids. The transcript has a single exon. The record is from RefSeq and is a predicted model, not a curated record. Lineage: Eukaryota; Parabasalia; Trichomonadida; Trichomonadidae.